Messenger RNA from Necator americanus (New World hookworm), 240 nucleotides. RefSeq lists its product as uncharacterized. The transcript is spliced from 4 exons. NCBI's taxonomy places the organism in Eukaryota, Metazoa, Nematoda, Chromadorea, Rhabditida, Ancylostomatidae. The coding region runs from base 1 to 240 and encodes 79 amino acids. The record is from RefSeq and is a predicted model, not a curated record.
AUGUCGAUUUCGAAGAGGGAUCAGAAAACCCACCAUUUCCGCCCAAUACUGAAAUCUUCCCGUCAUACAUCGUUGCAACACUGUCAGCAACUAAAACCACUGAUAAAAAGACUGUUUGUCGGAUGCGUUGCUGUCACUGAAGAUAAUCUCCAGACUUAUUUACUUCGACACGACAACAGAACGUGCAUCAAGAAACGAAUAGCAUUGGGCUUUAGUUUACAGAGCUUUAUGCAUGUAUGA